Messenger RNA from Bubalus bubalis (water buffalo), 3303 nucleotides. RefSeq names its product golgin, RAB6 interacting (gene GORAB). Bases 208 to 1395 code for a protein of 395 amino acids. The record is from RefSeq and is a predicted model, not a curated record. Gene Ontology annotation, biological process: non-motile cilium assembly. The transcript is spliced from 5 exons. Lineage: Eukaryota; Metazoa; Chordata; Mammalia; Artiodactyla; Bovidae.
AACAAGCACAGGAGACAGGGAGAAAGAGAAAAGCCAGGUCAAGGGGAACGAAUGUCUGCGAAACCAAGAUUUCCGUAUGCACUUUAUCAGGCACUGCCGGAGACAACCUGAAAGAGAUCCGGGUCCUGCUACAAGGGAGAAGGGGGCCUUGCGUCCAGAGUUCGAUGCGCUGAUUGGUUGGUCCGCCGCGGCAGGGGAAGAACCCGGAUGUGCCUGGGUAGUCGUGUUGGCAGUCGGGGCUCCGAGGUUUGGGGUACUAGGCGUGCUGGCAAGCCAAGGCGGAUGGCGCAGGGUUGGGCCGGCUUCUCUGAGGAGGAGCUGAGGCGACUAAAGCAGACUAAAGAUCCAUUUGAACCACAGCGGCGUCUCCCUGGGAAGAAAAGUCGACAACAACUUCGGCGAGAAAGAGCCCUUCAAGAGCAAAGUCAAAAAUUUGGACUUCAAGAUGGGUCAACCUCAUUACCUCCAGAGCAGCUGCUUUCUGUACCAAAACAAAGAUUUAAUACUCAGAGACCAUAUUCUUCUCCUCCUACUCCCCUUACAGUCACCUCUCCUGUUGGUGAUGGAAAACCACAGGGUACUGAAAGUCAACAAAAGGAACUGGGACUUAAGAAUUCCCAUGAAGUUCACAAAAAUGCUGAGGUUCUGCCUCCAAAACCAGAUUGUCAAUUGGAAAAAAAGAAAGUGGAAUUGCAAGAAAAAUCUCGUUGGGAAGUCCUCCAGCAAGAACAGCGGCUAAUGGAAGAGAAAAAUAAACGUAAGAAAGCUCUUUUGGCUAAAGCUAUUGCAGAAAGAUCUAAAAGAACCCAGGCAGAAACCAUGAAACUGAAGAGGAUCCAGAAGGAGUUACAGGCUUUAGAUGACAUGGUGUCAGCUGACAUUGGAAUCCUCAGGAACCGGAUUGAUCAGGCCAGCCUCGACUAUUCAUAUGCUCGGAAGCGGUUUGACAGGGCUGAAGCAGAGUAUGUGACAGCAAAGCUAGAGCUGCAGCGCAAGACUGAGCUUAAAGAGCAGCUCACUGAACACCUUUGUACGAUCAUCCAGCAGAACGAGCUCCGCAAGGCCAAGAAGUUGGAGGAGUUGAUGCAACAAUUGGAUGUGCACGCUGACGAGGAGACUUUGGAGCUCGAGGUGGAGGUGGAGAGACUGCUGUGUGAACAAGAAGCAGAAGCAAGGAAACAAGUGGUUCAUUUAGAGAGGUCAUUUCAGCCUUCUGGGGAGAGCGUGACCUUAGAGUUGGCUAAAGAGAACAAAAAGCCUCAAGACCGGGCUGCUUCCCCAAAGGUAGACGAACAGGGGAAAAACUCCAAUAGCAUUGCCCUUCUCGAUCCAGAACGGCCAAAUCAAGAGGUUGAAACUGCCGUAAAAGACAUUUCAGCUUCUCUCAUCACGUGAAGUGUCUGUGUUUUUUGUUCUUUACAAUUAAAUAGGGUAUUCAGUAGACUUUCUGUUGUAGAUUACGCCAUGACCUCUGAUAAAUGCCCCUUCAAGACAAUAUUAAUUUUUAAGUCCAUUACUUUUAGUAUAACAUGUUUGGAGGUUCUAGAAAAAUCUCAGAUUAUGAUAGUUUUUUAUAUGUGGGCAUAGUUCACCUUGAUUUUAAUCCAGGUCUUCCAUUGUAUCCUUAUUACUGGGUGAAAACAAGUGAUUUUAAAGGAUGGAAGAAAAACUACAUGGUUAAUUGUUUUUUCAGACCAGGUGAAUACCAAAAUGUAAAAGUGAAAAAUGAUAAUCAGUACCUACUGGAACUUAUUUAACUUCUCCUGGGAGAAAUAUUGGAAAUGAGAGUUCUAUUUCAUGUAAUCAAUAAAGAGACACAAAAGCUAACAUGUGGAAAAGAGAAUGAGAGACAAAACUAACAAAAGUACUAGGUUGAAUUAUCUAUUCAGAUCUUACUCGUGUAAAAUACAACUUGGAAGUUAUAGUUUACAAAAAGAACCAGACACCUUAAGUUGCUGUUGAUAUACAUGUACACACAUACAAACAUAGAUAUGUAUAAAUAUACCACGGUAUAUAUAAUUGUACUAUUAAUAUAUUGUCUCUUUUCUAAUCAGCACAUUGCUUAAAUUUAGGCAGUGAAAACCCUUCUAUAGGCUGAAAAUAAUAUAGAAAAUCUUGUUGCUACUUUUGAUUAUUUAAAGGUGAUAUAUUUUUUUCCUUAAAGUUACCUGUAUGUGUUUUAUAUGUUGGAUAUAAAUUAUCCUGUUGUGGAACAUUAAAAUUGUUAAAAUGAUGGUUUUUUAAUUACUUCAAUAAUUUGUUAAUUACCAUCACUAAUACUUGACCACUACAUUGUACUAUAUGAGAAUGUAUAACUAUCAUGUGAAAUUAUGAUCUAUUAGAAAUUCUGAAAGUACAAAUAUUACAUUUUAAGGCUUAAAGAACUAUUAUAAAAGAAGAUAAGGACAAAUGUAAUAUUGUAUCCAUUAUAAGUUCUGAAAAAGUUGGGGAUAUUCUAUUUUAAAAUGAGUUUGUUUAAAGAUAACUACCUUCUAGGAAUGCAGGUGAGCUUUUUAUAUUAUGUAAUUUGAGUUGAAUUUAUAGCUUUCCAUUACUGACUUCUCUGAACAGAAACACUUAGAUAGUUGUUUUUUUAUUUAUGAAUUACGUACAUAAAAACUGAAAGCUUCAUUGUUCAAAACACUUAUUUUUCUAAUGAAUAAAUGAUUCUGAUGCAUUUAUAAAGUGCAUUCUUAAGCACUUUGUGGCAAUAAUGCAUCCUGUUUGUUCAUGUGGUAGGGGCUUCCCAGGUAGCUCAGUGGUAAAGAGUCCACCUGCCCACACCAGGGAUGCAAGAGAUGUGGGUUCAGUCCCUGGGUUGGGAAGAUCCCCUGGAGGAGGAGAUGACAACCCGCUCCAGUAUUCUUGCCUGGAGAAUUCCUUGGACAGAGGAGCCUGGCGGCCUAUUCCAUGGGAUUGCAAAGAGUUGGACAUGGCUGAGCAACUGGGCACACAGUCUGGUUCUCAGCUUAUACUUUUACUUAAAAGUACAAGGAGGAAGGAGAACCGUGAAGUAAAUGAAUUGGAUGGGACCUCAGAGAUGACUCAGUUUAAUCGUCUUAUUUUACAUUUGAGGAAUUUGAGAGUCGGAGCUUUUGCUUAUGGAAUGCUGGCCAACUUGCUCAUAUUAAAGUGCUGGUAAAGUUGCAGUUUUAAACUCAUGAUAUAUCUCUUACUUAUGUAAGGCCAUGAAGCUCACUGCAUUCUUCCACUUGAAAAGUUUGCUCUCUGACAUAUUCAGGAUUUGUGUUUGUACAUGUGAAAUGCUUUCAAAUAUGUCUAUAAAAGUCCCUGAAACCGUUA